Molecule: messenger RNA, 2527 nt
Organism: Sinocyclocheilus anshuiensis
Lineage: Eukaryota; Metazoa; Chordata; Actinopteri; Cypriniformes; Cyprinidae
Product: protein lin-9 homolog
Exons: 15
Coding region: 84-1715 (543 amino acids)
Biological process (GO): DNA-templated transcription; regulation of cell cycle; reproductive process
Cellular component (GO): nucleoplasm; transcription repressor complex
Molecular function (GO): DNA binding
Source: RefSeq, a predicted model, not a curated record
CUGUGGAGUGUUUGAACUGCCCUCUCCGUCCCACAAUGCUUCGCGGCACUCGGCCUUUGAAAAACCGGCGCGGCUAAUUCAAGAUGGCGGAGCUCGAGCAGCUGUUAGACGAGAGCUCUUCAGCUAAAGCCCUUGUAAGUUUAAGAGAAGGAAGUUUGUCUAAUACUCUAAAUGAGAAGAACAAUUUACCAAAAUCUCAGACCACCAGGGGACGGAGCAGUUACGUUUCUGUGGAAACUCCAACAAGGAGCUCAAAGAGGAGUCGACUGUCCUGUGAGGAUGAGGAGCGGCCACUUGCCUCCAGAUCUCCCAGGAGAAGCCAGAGGGUCACCACUGUGCCUCAGAAACUUGCAAAUGUCACAACACCAGACAAAAGGGCUUCACAGAAAAUUGGACUGAGACUAAGAAACUUGCUCAAACUUCCCAAAGCGCACAAAUGGUGCAUCUAUGAAUGGUUCUAUUCAAAUAUUGACAGGCCUUUAUUUGAAGGAGACAAUGACUUUUGCCUGUGUCUGAAGGAGUCUUUUCCUAAUCUAAAGACCAGAAAGUUGACCAGAGUUGAAUGGGGAACAAUCAGAAGACUUAUGGGCAAACCUCGAAGAUGUUCCUCAGCAUUCUUUGCUGAAGAGCGAAUGGCUCUGAAACAGAAGAGGCAGAAGAUGCGUCUCCUGCAGCAGAGGAAAAUCACAGAUAUGUCUCUAUGCAAAGACCUGCCAGAUGAGAUUCCUUUGCCCUUGGUCAUUGGCACUAAAGUUACAGCUCGUCUUAGGGGUGUCCAUGAUGGCCUGUUUACUGGUCAGAUUGAUGCAGUAGAUACCAGUGCAGCAACGUAUCGUGUGACCUUUGACAGAAAUGGGCUCGGCACACACACUGUUCCUGACUACGAAGUGCUUAGUAAUGAACCUCAUGAGACGAUGCCCAUAUCUGCUUUCGCUCAGAAACAGAGGCCACCUCGUUUCCAGAACUUUCUGACCCCACCCCGCGGGUCCUAUCCCGGCUCAACCCAGUCCAUCUUAAUGGAUAAUGACCCUCUGUUCAGUCAAUCCCCCUGGAGAAGUAAACUGACAGGAACUGAUGGAGAGACACUGGGUGGCUUUCCUGUCAAGUUUCUUGUGCAAGUGACACGCCUGUCCAAAAUCCUCAUGAUUAAAAAAGAACACAUAAAGCAUUUGAAGGAGAUGAACACAGAAGCUGAGAAGCUGAAGUCCUAUUCCAUGCCGAUCGGAUUGGACUUGCAGAAGAGAUAUGCCACAACAGUACUGGACCUGGAACAGCUUAAUAAAGACCUCAACAAAGUCCUUCAUGAAGUAAAGCAGUUUUGCUAUGAGCUGGCUCCAGAUCAGGGCAUGCAGCCUGCAGAUCAGCCCAGUGAGUUGCGACGGCGCUGUGAAGAAGAGUCACAGGAAGUUGUGCGUCAGAGUAAUGCAUUGCCUGAUGGAGAGCAACGUGUCCAGAGCCCCAGCCUCACCCAACUCGUCUCUCGUCUUACGGCACUCCUCCUGCAGAUCAGGUGUUUGGCCGAAGGAGGAGACUUGAAUUCAUUUGAAUUCAAAUCACUCACAGACUCUCUGAAUGACAUAAAGAGUUCAAUAGAUGACUCCAACCUGAGUUGUUUUCAGGAUAAUGUGGAGAUCCAUGUAGCACACAUACAGAGCGGGCUGAGCCAGCUGGGUAACCUCCAUGCUUUCUCUGCCAACAACACCAACAGAACGUGACUGAAAUAAACUUGCACACCUCCCAGUCUCAAAUACAGACAGCGACGCACCUCUUCAGCUCAUCACUUUGUUCUUUUGUGUUCAUUCUGUUUGACAUUUAUGAAAGGUCAGAAUGUAUGUUCAGUAACUGUACCUGCACAAGUAGUGUUAAAAUUCUCUGCCCGACACCAAAGUGUCUGAAGAUGUUCAACUAGCUAGCAAAAAAAGUGGAGUGUGAAGCUGUGUUGUAGAUGUAACUGUUUGAUGUCAUUUCAGCUGUUGCUUACGUUCAAUUUGAUAUUUAAGUUUCCCCUUAUUUUUAUUAUUGGUGGUUUCCAACUAGGGUGUAUUUCGAAUGACACUCCUGAUUGGUGCAGUUUGUUGGACUGAAACUAUUUUGUAUAAUUUUAUUUCCUCUGUCUAUUUCUCAAAGUGUAUAACUUUGAAUGUCCUGAGAGAUGAGGUACUGUUCUGUCUGUUUUAAACGGUUCUGUAUGUUUUAAAUAUGUACAUUGUAGAUAACUGUACAGUUCACUCAAAAUAUAUCAAUAAAUCGAUCAUAUAUAGGGUAACGUGGACAUUUUUUGACUUGCCAGAUUUAGGUAUUUUUGCAAAGCAACCAAUCUGUUUAUACAAGUCCUGUAAUAGACAGCUGUGUGGAAUGAAACAGUUUGUCUUGUCCUUAGAAGAAAUAAUCACCCAAAUGCCCCACUGGUGUAUGUUUUAAAUGCGUUCAUUUUCUGUGGGGUUGUUUUUUUUAACCUGUAAGUGUAUGCAUGAGACAGACGUUUGUAAAUAAAUUGAUUUCUAUUAUCUUCAUAAAGGCUCAGAGU